CUUAAAUAGUCAUAUCGAUGAAUGAUACCGUUAAUCUAUAAUAAUUAUCUACAGUAUUUGUAUCUUUCAAAAUAUUUUCUAAAAUGUCAUUGGCAUGAUUGUUUAUCCACCAUUUUGUUUUGCUGUCGUCUUCAAAGUUUUUCCUGGUACCGUGGCCUAUUUUACAAUGGGAACAUUCCUAAUAUAGUCUCGGGACACGAAAUGCGACAUAUGAUACAUUAAUCGAUUCUUCUUGAAGAGUAGAUAAUGAAGUUCUAAAACUUUUUUUGGAAAAAUAUAUUUUUUUCUGUAAGAAACAAAAAAUUAAAAAGUUAACCUAUAUGUUCAUACGUAGUUACAAAGGAAAAAACUAAAUAUAAGAGACAGAUUCUAAUCUGAAUCAUUGAAAAAUUAUUUUAUAUGUGCGUUACCAAUCGCCUGUCAACGGUUAGAUAUUUAUCUAGCCUAACCAAUACUGAUGUUUCUUUUGUAUUUUAAAGAAUUUUGAUAAUCAUUUCAAAAAAUUACUUUUUGAUGGAUUUAAGUGGUUAUAUAUAUAAAAUGGAAAAAAUGAAGAGAAAGAAAUCAAUUGGAUUUCAACGACCUUGAAGAAAUUGAAGAAAAUUAAUUUAUGUUAGUGUAAAUGUCAAUCGAAAAAAUUAAACAAUUUAAUAUAUAAAAUGAUUGAUUAUGUUAACAUAAACUAAUUUUCUAUAAUUUAAAAAAAAAAAUUCAAAUCCAUUGAUGUAUAAUUCGAUCAAUGUUAUAUUGCUAUGCUAUUCCAAUUUAAUAAACAUGAUAAUCAUUCCUAAAAUAUUUAUUUUAAUACAAAAUUUUAAUGCAAAAAUUUAAAAUGAAAUUUCUUGGAAAAAAUAAGAUUUCCACAGAAUAAUUUUUUGAUUUUAUAAUUUAUUCAUUAAGAUAAAUCGAUUAUAAUAUAUCGCAUUUUGUGUCUUGAGACUAUAUAAUUAUUAGGAUUACAUCUUAUAAUGAAUUAAAAAAAAAAAAAAAAAAAAAAAAAAAUGAUUCAAAUUUAGAAAAAUUAUAGAAUCAGAUAACACUCUCUGUGUUGGAAGAGAUUUGCUUUUGCUGGACUUACUCAGUGUUCCUCAUAAUGAAUUUCUCAUUAUGAGGAUUCAUGAAAUAUCAUCUCGAGUUCUGAUCCAACUUUUGUGACUUCUUUAAUCAAAUGGCAAUUAUUAGAUAAAAAUUUUCUCAUCAUUUAACACGAUGUCAGGUCAGAGUGGAGGGUAUCGUUUACGGCUAUCUAAACUCAACGAUCAACUGACAUGUAAAUUAUGCGGUGGAUAUUUCAUUGAUGCAACUACCAUUAUAGAGUGUUUACAUUCGUUUUGCAGGAGCUGCAUCGUCAAGUAUUUGGAGAACAAUAAAUAUUGUCCAAUAUGUGAGGUACAGGUGCAUAAAAGUAAACCAUUACUCAAUAUUCGUCCAGACCAUACUUUGCAGGACAUUGUGUAUAAAUUGGUACCUGGAUGUUACCAAAAUGAAAUGAGAUGUAGAAGAGAGUUUUACUCGAAACAUCCUGAAGCAUGUACUCAAGCAACAUCUCCAGAGGCAAGAGGAGAACCAAUUGAAUCACAUAUAUAUUCUCCAGAUGAAUCUCUUAGUUUAUCAUUAGAAUACUUUAGUCCUUCCAAGGAUGUUAAAGGAAUAGCUGUAAAACCUUUGUUAAGGCGGUAUCUACGUUGUCCUGCUGCAGUAACUAUUUUUCAUUUACAAAAACUUAUACGAGCUAAGUAUGGCUUAACUGAUGCACAUCGAGUGGAUAUUAUGUAUAAAGAGGAACCAUUAUGUAGUAAUUAUACAUUGAUGGAUGUGAUGUAUAUUUAUCAUUGGAGGCGAAAAGUGCCAUUGCAUUUAAGUUACAGAAUAUUUGAAUCUUCUCCAAAACGAAUAAAACUUUCAGAAGACAAUGUCAAUUACAAAACUUCUUUAUUCCAUGCUGGAAUUGAUUCUAUUGAAUCAAAAGAAGAAAAAUCAACAAAAAGGGAAUGGAAAGAAGUACAGUUAAAAAUUUCUGAAACUGGUAUAAUGAGUAUUACAGAUAUAACGGACCAACAAUUUAAAAAGAAUACAAGAAUUGAAGAACCUAUUACUAGUGUUGAAAUAAAUACAUCAAUAAUUGAAGAAAAUGGUGAUAGAAAUAAAAUAUCUGAACUCAGUAAAGAAAAUAAACACUCUUCAGAUAAUCAAGAUAUUAAUGAAUCUGAUAUUUCUUUCAAAUUAAAUGAAUUUGAUGACCAAAACAGCUUUAAUCAAAUAGAAUCUGUAAAGACGUCGACAAAAGAAAUAGAAAAUAUGAUAAAUUCUAAACAUGAAGAAGAAUCGAAAAAUCAAUCGAAUAAUAAUAAUAUCGAAGAUCAAAUAAUUUUGCAAAAAAAUCAUUCGCAAGAAACGACACAAUAUAUAAAUGAACAUGAAAUUAAAAAUAAUAAUAUUGAAAAUAAAGAUCAAAAAGAAUCAUCAAAAAAUAAUAAUAAUAUUCUUACAGAAAAAGUAGAAACUUCUAAGCAAAAUUCAAGAAGUGAAGUAAAAUUUGUAAAUACGGGAUCAAAAAUCAAUGCUUUAAGUGUAAAAUUGCAAUUUCAACCGAAAAGUGGACAAAUUAGCAGUAGUAAUGCUUCUUCAAAGAAAAUUACAAAAGAUAAAAAAAUUAUAUCACAAUUGUCUAAAAAGACAGACAUAAAAAUUAUAGAAAAUUUAAAAACUACAGAAUUAAAAAAUUCUUUUGAUACUUCAAAAGAACAAGUUAUGACAAAUAAUUGUGAAGUUACAAUAAAUAAAUCAUUAGUUUCAUAUUGUACUAAAAUCAUAUCACAAAAACCAGUAUCUGAAUUACAGGAUAGCGUAGAACCUAUUUUAUCAACUUGUUUAAAUACCUCAAUUAAUCCUGAAAUAAAAGAAACAGAAACAAACAUAAAAAAUGUGCAAUCAAUUGACCAAAAGGAAGAACAUUCUCAAGGAGAAAAUACUUUAGAAAAAAAACCAAGUAUAUCAGAUCAAAAUUUAACUGAAUCUUGUCAAAAAACAAAUGAACAAACAAAUACUCUUCCUCAAAAAUCACCAUAUACACAGAUUGAACCAUUACCAAAUAAUAAUUCUGCAUCUUUAAAUCUUUCAACAUCUCUAUCUAUAUCUGCUGGUAAUGGAGUUAAUUCAGUUUCUACAUCAACGAUAAGUCAAUCUUCGUCUACAUUUCCUUAUACAGUUCAGGAUUUAGUAAAUAGUACAAUGUUAAAACAUUCUUUCAAAAAUUUAACGGCAUCAACAACUCAAAAAUUAUCUGCUACAGUUUCUACAAAUGAAGUAUCUACAUCUUCAGUAUCUACAUCAGAAAGUCCUCCAGCAUUUGCUGUACCUUCUCUGAAUGUCUCUUCUACUUUAAAAAAUAAUUAUCCAAGUACAAGUACAAGUACUUCAAAAGAAUCCAUUACAAAAGCAAAUUUAGAAAUAUCUAAUACAUAUUCAGUGCCUCCUUGCCCUGAUGCUAUUCCAAUUUCUUUAAUGAAACCAACAAUACGUAAAAAUGAAUUAAUUACGAAAGGUUCUAAUUUAAAUGAAAUUUGUGCAAAAAUUGGAGCUUCAGGCUCAAAAAUUAAUGAUAUUUGUGCUAAAAUUGGAGAAAAUUCUAAAGAAAAAAACAAAACAGAAACAAAAAAUAAAUCUGAUAUUCCAGAUUUAUUAAAAAUUGGUAGAAAAAAUGGUUCACCUGCAAUUACUAUUGAUUCUACUAAUAAGCAUCAGCAACAUACAAAUAUUCCAAAUGUACCCAUUUAUUCACCUAGUAGCAAUGCAAUCACAACAGAAAGUAAAAAUAUUUAUUCAAAUGUAAAGGAUAGUGUUAGAGCUACUUCAUCAGUAACUACUUCUUUAAUAGUAACAUCGCAUUCUUUACAAAAAGUUCUUUCUGUUUCGAAAAAGCAAAGUCAAGCAAUGGGUUAUAAGACUCUUCGUGAUCCUCCAAGAUGCUGGAAUCCUACACUUUCCAAAAACAAUUAUGUAGCAGUUAAAAAUCAAAGUAAAGAAACGCAAAAUCAAUUACAUCAAACUGUACUUUUUGAAAGAAGUAAAACAAUUCAAUCUAAACCUGCUAAGAUUUUUAAAAGAAACAUGUUAAGAUAUUUAGGUAAUCCUGCUUCUGGAGUAAAACCAAUAUAUGGUAUUGGUAAUGAAUGUAAAGAAAAAGAACAAUCAACAAUGACAUCAACAACAACUACAAAUACAUCUAGUAAUUCCAAAAAUGGAAAUUUGAGUAUGAUGAAAAUAGAUCCUAAAACUUUAUCUCCAAUUGUUUCAACAGUUAAUUCACCUAUUGUUUCACCACCUCCAUAUUCUCCUAGUGCAAGGAAUUAUUCAAAUCCUCCAUUCUCAAGAGAUAUUUGUAGAAGUACUGGUUCAUCAAUAUCUCCUAAAAAUUCUCCAGUAAAUAUGCUUUCUACGAGUCCUUUUAUACCUUCUCCAACACCAAAUAUGAAUCCCGGAUUAAUUUAUCCUCAUUUUCCACCACCAUUUCCAGAUACUAAUAGAUUUCCAAAUCCCUUAAUACGUUCACCAAUAGGAAUUCCAUCUCCUAGUGCCUUCCAUAGUAAUUUACCUCCUUCAAUUAAUAAAUUAUAUCAACGAUCUAGUUAUAUUCCACAAACUACUGGUUUUUCUCCUGUUUCACAACCUCCAACAGUUCAGAGAAUACCACCAAGCACUUAUUCUUCACCCAAAUCACCUAAAACUACCUCUUUAACAGCAAUUUCUCCUGCAUCAUACAACUUGGUCAAAUCUGAAACACAAACAAUUGCAACAUCUCUUGAGACUAAUAAUCUGCUUCUUCCAGAAAAUACAUCACAGGAAGAUGUCAGUGCAUUUAAUUUGUCUAAGACUGGAAAUUUUUGUAAUAUAGAGACUGUUAAAAUACCAACAGAAACAGUUCGAAAUUCUAAAUCAACUUCACUUUCUCCAAGUUCAAGUAUUGGACAGAAUAAAAACACAUUGAUUAUUAAUUCGAAAAAUAAAUUAGAAACAUCUUUACUAGGUACUGGCGAUCAAGAUCAAAAUAAAGAACGAUUGGAAAAAGAAGUUACAAAAUGUAAAGAACAGAAUUUAUAUCUUUCAAAAGGACAAAAUUCAGAAAAAGGUCGAUUGGAUGAAAAUAUUGAUACUGUAAAUACAAAGAAAGAAAAAUCAACUUCUCAAAUUAAUGGAGAUCUCAUAAGUGAAAAUAAAAAUGAAAUAGCAAUUGAUAAGGUUACAGAACAACAAAAUGAAAAAAAUGAAACAAAGACGGUACAAGUAUCGGAAAAAAUUAUUGAAAAAGAAGAAAUAGAAGAACCCAAAAAUGAAAAGUGUGACAAAACCGAGGAACAACAGAACAAUUCUGAGACUCAAAAUAACAAAGCAAAAACAUAAAUUUUGUAUUAAAUAAUUAUAUAUACAAACGUAUAUGUUUUUGCACUAAAAUAUUUGGAUGUUUUAUUUCAGACAAAACAUUUUAUCAAAUUGUAAUUCUUUAUAUUUCCGAUAAAUUUUUCCAUAAUAUUACUACUAUGAAACAAAUUCAAUAAUUAUUACGAUUUUGAAAUCACAAAACAUUAAACAUAUUAAAAUAUUAUGUUUAAUAUAUCGUCAAUAUUAAAUUUUUACUUUGUGAUUAAAAAUUGUAAUAAUUAUAGAAAUACUUCUUUAAUUUGAACAAAAAAAAAUGACUAAAUAUAUUCAAAACUAUAUAUUUCAAUAUAAGGAUUGUAUACAGAUUACAUAGAAAAAGUACUGCGUAUAAAUAUUUAUGUGACAAAAGUUUUUAUAAUAUAAUUUCACGCAGUUUGUUAGUUUAUAUUAUUUAUCAUAUUUUUGAACAGAUUCUAUUAUUAUUUGUUUCUGAAUAUAUCUUAGUCAACUAAAUAUGUAACCAAAGCCUCGAGAAUUAAUCUAAUGUUCUAAGUAGAUUUAGUCAGAAUAAAGUUUUUCGAGAUUGGCUCUUUUUUUGCAUACUCUUUUUUAAAAAAAAAAACAACUAUAGUAAAAUGUCCGAGGCCUUAUCACAAUAAUCUUAUAUGAAAUAAUGUUAGGAAAUCAAGAGCAAGAUCGUUGUUAGAUGAUUUAAAAAAUGAGAAAAAGUAUUACACUAUAAGUGAUUUCUCUCUUUCCAGCUUAAUUAGUUAAUAUUAUCGAUGUGUCGCAUCGCACCGAAUUAUUAAAAUAGCACGCAUGGAUAAAAAGUCCAUUAUUAAUUUUAAUAAGUGCCGGAAAGAAAGAAAGUUAAUGUAUAGAUAAAUUUUUCAUAUUGGACGAUCUUUUUUUCUUUUUAGAUACAUUUACUUGUAAAUAGUGUAUAAUGAUUCGAAAAAGUCUAUAUCAUAUAUUAGAUAUAAAAAAAUUAUCAAUUAUUAAUAUAAUUUAACACACAUAUUUUUAGGAAUUAAGGAGCGUAACGAAUAGUAUUUUUUGUCUAAUAUGAGAAAGCAAUUUUAGAAAGAUGCCUGAUUGUAGAGCAAAAAACAACGUAUUUUUAAUAAGUUAUUAGUUGUGUGCGCGCGCGACUCUUUUGUAUACAAGGUGUACCUGAAUGAGUGAGCGAGUGAAAAAUGUAUGUGUAUAAUCUUUGUGUAAAGAAAAUUUCAAUAUCGUUUAAAUCAAAAUGAUUUAAACGAAGUUUUCGAGAUUUGUUUUAUUUAUAAAAACGUUGAUCGUCGUUUGUUUUGAAAUUUAUGUACGUGUUCUACGUAUGUUGUGUGCACGCGCGCAUACUCUUUACGCGCGCGCGGUAUCAAUACAGUAAUAAUACUACAUGAAGUAGAGAAUGUUCUUUUAAUUAUAAAAAUAUAGUUGAUUAUACUUUA
Molecule: messenger RNA, 6830 nt
Organism: Apis cerana (Asiatic honeybee)
Lineage: Eukaryota; Metazoa; Arthropoda; Insecta; Hymenoptera; Apidae
Product: mucin-2
Biological process (GO): negative regulation of transcription by RNA polymerase II
Cellular component (GO): PRC1 complex
Molecular function (GO): promoter-specific chromatin binding
Source: RefSeq, a predicted model, not a curated record